This is a messenger RNA of Chara braunii, 3459 nucleotides long. Lineage: Eukaryota; Viridiplantae; Streptophyta; Charophyceae; Charales; Characeae. The record is from the annotation of a GenBank genome assembly.
GCGGGGAAUGAGGAGUUUGAGGACAGCGAGGAGGAGAGGAGGGCGGUCGACGGUGGAGAUGAUGAUGGUGAGAGUGAUGCAGAGGACAUGGAGGUGUGGCGAGAGGUGGAGCGCGCCAGGGGAAAGUUGAGGAAGGAGAAGGCCGUUGACGAGGACAACACCCCUGAUGAGGACGCCACGACGACGAUGACGAUGAGGGAGCAGACAUUGGGGCCUCUCUGGAUGGGGGGUUGAUGGGCGAUGGCCGUCGUGGCCAAGAGGGGGCAGCUAGGGCGAUGAAGGAGGCUGCGGGAUCGAAGAAUAGAAAGAGGAAGGCGAAGAUGACUACCACUGAGGCGAGAUCAGCACCUUCUCAGCCCAAAAAAAGCAGAGUUCUUCGACAGACAUCCAUGCUGGAGACCUUCGAUCCAGUGUGGCAACGAGAAUUCUCGGACUCCGUCCUGCUGUGGUGGUACGUGAGCGGCAUCCCAUUUGAGGCGGCGAGGAGGCCAGAGUAUCAUAGGAUGAGGAAGAAGUUGCUUGAGUGUCCGCCGUAUGCACAUCCGGCAUUACCCAUGCACCGUGUCAUUUCGUGCGAAGGCAUCCCUCAGCAGCAGCGAGUUGUGGCGGACAUGGUGGCGGCCAUCCGUAGGGACAUUGAGGCGACGGGAGUGACCAUCCUCACGGAUGGUCGUAAGUCCAUCACGAACGACCAGAUAGUCAACUUCCUUGUUGCUGGUCCCACGGGCGCGUACCUUUUCAGGACUGUGCAGCGGGAUGGUGCUGUUCAGGAAACAGCAGAGGCCGUAGUGGAGCGAUGGAAAGACGUGUUCGAGAAGUUUGGUGUCGACAAGGUGAACGCCAUUUGUACUGAUUCCUCGUCUGCGUAUGUUGCUGCAUCCAAGCUCCUCGCCCAGGAGGAAGUCAAGUACAGCCGCAUCACUUGGCUUCCGUGUGCGGUCCAUGUCUGCAACUUGUUGUUGUCAGGCAUCGCGAAGGAUGGGCGGGACGGGAGCCUCGGGAAGAGGGAGGACACCAUCAUCAGGGCUCGAGUUGUCGUGCGUUUCAUCAGAGAGCACGGGGCGGCUCUGAGCCUUUAUCGACGGUUCUCUGCCGCCCACCCCUCUUCCGCCUCCGCGGCGGCUGGUGGCUCGAGCUCUGCUCCACCCUCGUCUCAGCGGCGAGGCAGGGAGCUUGUGUACCCUGUGCAGACGAGGUUUGCCACCCACUACUUGAUGCUGGAGAGGCUCCUGGAUCGUCGCAGAGCGUUGGAGGCGUUGAUGAUGAGCGACGAUUGGCUGCGGACUGCAUGGAGGAGGUCCAUUUUUCUGCAGGCCAGAUGGGUGCGUCAUCAGGUGCGGUACGCGCCAUUCUGGGAGCACGUGGAGGACAUUGUGGCGCUCAUGACGCCUGUGAUGCAGUUGCUAUGGCGUCUGGACAGGGGGGGUCGCGUGAUGACUCGCAUGUGGUCGUGGGGUUUUAUCAUGGUCGACAGGGUGGCGAGAGCAAGCCUUAACAGGACGUCGAAGGACGAGCUCCACAUCGUUCUUCAAGCUUGUCAGGCGCGGGUCGCUCAUAUGUUGGAGCCCGCACAUUGCAUGGCCCACCUCCUCAAUCCGUGGCAGAGGAGCAUUAGUUUUUUUGGAGCGGCGAGGCGUACCGACCACGAGCGGAUACUGGCAGACGAGUCGUUGCGAUACCUUCGCCAGCAGACUGGUGGUGACAAGGAUUUGUAUCAGACGUUGCACACGCAGCUGGCAGAGUUUCAUUCUCGCGCCUCUCCGGCGGAGAGGAAUUGGGCCGUCCAUGAGCGUGUUCAGGUGAAGAGGCGUAAUCAGCUUGGUCUCAUCAAGUUGACUCGUUUGGUGGAGAUAUCCACCAACUUGAGAUUGAGUUGUUGUCAGGGGAGGGGUUCUGGGUACAUUCUUCCAUGGGAGGACGCUGAGGAGGAGACAAAGGACGCUAUUCCUCCGCCUCGUGAUGAGGGUGUUCGGCCGGCCGACCAAGUCACCGAGGCACAGCGCGACCGGCAGGUCCAGCGCGGGCGGAAGGAUCGCCUUUCAAAGGCACCUCCCAGCGUCGCGACGUAUUUCGGUCGUCGCGCCACGGUGCUCAUGGCGCAUGAGUUGGAGUCGGUGUACGAUCCCGAGCCUGAUCCCAUGGCUCUUGACGCGAUGGAGGCCGAGCCGUGGUCCGAUCCUAACGACCUGGCCGUGGAGUCAGAGCCAGGAGGUUCUGAUGACGAUGACGACGAUACUCCUCUCAUGCAAAUUUCGCGGCGUGCUGACACAGGAAAAGUAAGGCGAGAGUCUGCAUCAUCCACUCGCACUGUGCAUUGGGUUGAUGAGGAGAGGCCCGCUGAGGCAGCUGUGGUUGCUCCCUCCCCUAUGGAGGUUGCUCCCUCCCCUGCAGAGUUCGCUACGACGUCUGCAGAGGGCGCAUCGGCGUCUGCGGAGGGUCCAGGUGGGUUUGCGGGUGGUAGUGGCGAUGCUGGAGAGGUUGGGAGGCCAUCUGCACAGAGUGUUGCAUUGAGGGCACGUGUAGCGCGGAUGCUCGAGACGGGCGUUGAGGCAGGUGAUGCAGAGGGCGAGUGCGGCGUUGCGGGGAUAGGGGAUGCGGGCGAGAGACCUGCGUCGCCAGUUCAGGGUGUCUGCGUAUUGCCUCUCGGUGGGGCCAUGUCGGCAGGGGAGUUGGAGCGGCAGGCACAGGAGGACCCGUUGCAGGCAGAUCGACCGGGGCGGAUGACCGAGGCGUCGAUGAGACUGAUGGCAGAGGCCCCGGCUUACGUGCCUUGCAGCCCGUCAGUGCCAUCGUCCACCACAGGUGUCAGCACACCCGCAUAUGCGGAGGGCACAGUCGCGGCAGAGGCGGUACGCGGCCCCUCGCCGACACCCGCCGGGGAGUUUCCUUCUCCUCAGUCACGGAAGAAGAAGAUGAGAGCAGGGAAAAACGCAGCAGGAUGGUUGGAGAGGGUCUCCGACCGAGCGACGGAUCAGCCCAUGAGCGCACCUGUCGAGGCGACGUUGCCACAUAGUGCAGGGCGUACAGCGGGCACCGGCGACCACGCCGAGCACAGUGCGCCCCCCGGGAGGAGCAUGGCUGCACGUAUAUUGCGGGAGGAUGUGAGGGCAGCGACAACGCAGCGACCGUCACAGGCGCCAGUCGUUUGGGAGUCUGGCACAGACGAUUUGGAGAUGCCUUAUGGCCUGCGGAGGAGGGUUUCCGUGUAUGAUCUUCUUCGACCACAGGGAGGGGUUGAGGCGGCGCCACAGGGGGAGAUUUAUGCUCCGGAUACUACGCGCGCGCCGGCAGGCGGCACAGGUCGUGGGGAUGGUGUGACAGGUGUGGUGCCGCAGAGGAGGAGGAAGGAUAUUGUGGACGACGAUGAUGCAUAGUUCCACCAUUAGUCUUCUUUCAUCCUCUGAUUCGUAGUAGUGUACAGUAUAUUUAGUGCUUGAGACGAGGCCUUGUAUUGGUAGG